AUGCAGAGCGUCCAGCGGCAUUUCGGCAGAUAUAUGAAGAGGAGCGCAGACGAACAACAGGUCUCGCUGCUUCUGAAGGAUUUUGAGGAAGCCGAUCGGCUGUUGACCAAGAUCAUCGAAGCGUCCAAAGCAUGGCGAGAAUCGUGGAUAUCCAUCCUCACCCACCAGCACCGUAUGUUCGAAGAGUUCGAGACUCUCUAUGCUCCCAUAAAGGGGGCCGGCGACGAUUACCAAGGCCAUGUGCCAGUUCAGACACCAGAGCGGAUAAUUCAACGUGCCAGCAGGAUCAAAUCGGAAUAUGCCGACUUGAAAAGAGAUCUGACCAGUGAUUUGGCCCAAGUCGACGACAGACUGAUUAGGCCGGCUCAAGAGGCGAAGGACAGCCUGCAUACGAUGCGCAAGCCGAUCAAAAAGCGGGAUGACCGCAAGUUGGACUUUGAGAGAUAUCAGAACCGCGUGGACACCGCCCUCAAGAAGACGAAGCGGUCGGAACGAGACAACGCAGCCUUAGCCAAAGCCCAGGCUGACCUCGCCGCGGCCACCGAGGCCUACUCCGCUGCCGACGAACACUUGAAAAACUGUCUUCCCCGUUUAUUGACCGCCGUCUUCUCGCUUCUCCCGCAUUUUCUGGGUGCCCAGGUCCAGAUCCAGAAUAGCUUGUUAGGUCACUACUACACCAUGCUGCACGCCUACUGUACGGAAGAAGGCUUCCCUUCACCGAGUCCUCCUAUGGACGAAGUCAUUCGACUAUGGGACGACACUUUUAAACCCGUGCAACAAGAGGCCGAAGCCCUGAUGCUCCUGGCCAACGGGAAGGCCGUUAGAGCUCCCAUGAACCAAGAAAACGCUCAACCUCCCGCAAACGGAUAUCGACGACCAAGUUCCAACACUUCCUACAGUCGGACACAAUCUGUUUCACCCGCUCGCGCUUUGCCUCCAUCUCCCUCUCACGAUACGAAACCCAAAAUCUUCUCGUCGCCCGGUAACGCUUUGCUGAGCCCGGGGACCUCUCAAGACGUUUGUCCCAGUCCUUCUCCUCAAUCAGCAUACCAGACCCCCCUGGCUUACUCUCCCGCGGGCCCCAAUGCCGACUAUUUCUCUCGAGAUCGGCAACCCUCAGCGACCUCCGCUGCAUCAUCUGCGACCGCAGCAUCGAUUGCCCAGAAGAAGAGGCCUCCGCCGCCACCCCCGCCGCGACAACCCUCGCAGCAAUCAUUGUUCGUCACAGCUCUGUACGACUUCGAGGGGCAAGGGGAAGGAGAUCUUGUUUUUCGCGAGGGGGAUCGAAUCCGGGUUCUAAAGAAGACUGAGAGUACUGAUGACUGGUGGCAAGGGGAGCUGAGAGGGGUAAAAGGGGCUUUUCCUGCCAACUAUUGCCAAUGA
Molecule: messenger RNA, 1383 nt
Organism: Exophiala dermatitidis NIH/UT8656
Lineage: Eukaryota; Fungi; Ascomycota; Eurotiomycetes; Chaetothyriales; Herpotrichiellaceae
Exons: 2
Coding region: 1-1383 (460 amino acids)
Biological process (GO): endocytosis; plasma membrane tubulation; actin cortical patch localization
Cellular component (GO): mating projection tip; medial cortex; Rvs161p-Rvs167p complex
Molecular function (GO): lipid binding; protein binding
Source: RefSeq, a predicted model, not a curated record